Chelmon rostratus (copperband butterflyfish) is the source of this 2624-nucleotide messenger RNA. RefSeq names its product protein arginine methyltransferase 2 (gene prmt2). NCBI's taxonomy places the organism in Eukaryota, Metazoa, Chordata, Actinopteri, Chaetodontiformes, Chaetodontidae. Bases 112 to 1374 code for a protein of 420 amino acids. The record is from RefSeq and is a predicted model, not a curated record. The transcript is spliced from 9 exons. Gene Ontology annotation, biological process: peptidyl-arginine methylation. Gene Ontology annotation, cellular component: nucleus. Gene Ontology annotation, molecular function: protein binding; protein-arginine N-methyltransferase activity.
UUCAGUGUAGUACACAGCUUUUUCUUCACUAACAGAGACACCGUGUAUUCUCACGAACUUGUUCCUACAGGAAACUAAACAGCAGGCGAGUCGAAGCAGCCGCCGUCAGACAUGCAGACAGAGAAAGAGGCUGAGGAUGAUGCAUCUCCUGAAGAGUACGUUGCCCUGUCUAAUUUCACUGGAAGUGGCAGCGACCAGCUUAGUUUCAGCUGCGGGGACAGACUGCUCGUGCACGCCAAGCCUUCAUCAGAGUGGUGGUGGGCAGAGCUGCACGAGGUCAUAGGUUAUGUCCCUGCCGGUCACCUGCGCCAGCAUGAGGAGGAGGAGGAGGAGGAGGACGCCUCCCUGGAGGACCCAUGGCAAGAUGAAGAAUACUUUGGCAGUUACGGAACACUGAGGCUUCACUUGGAGAUGCUGUCUGACAAGAGCCGCACUGAGGCUUAUCGGCAGGUUAUCCUGAGUAACAGUGCCUCUCUGAGGAAUAAGGUGAUGAUGGACCUCGGCUGUGGGACUGGCAUCAUCAGCCUGUUCUGCGCUCAGCUGGCACAACCCUCAGUGGUGUAUGCUGUGGAGGCGAGCUCCAUGGCAGAGUACACCAGACAGCUGGUGAAGCAGAACGGCUGCGAGGAAGUGGUCACGGUGCUCCAGGGACGAGCUGAGGAGAUCGAGCUACCAGAGCAGGUGGACAUCCUGGUGUCCGAGUGGAUGGGGAACUGCCUGCUGUUCGAGUUCAUGGUUGAGUCAGUUCUGCUGGCCAGGGACCGCUGGCUUCGGGAAGGUGGCGUGAUGUGGCCCUCGUCUGCGGCCCUCACCCUUGUGCCGUGUCAGGCCGACAGCUAUUAUGCAGAGAAAAUGGCCUUCUGGGAGCAGCCCUAUGGCCUGGACUUCACUCCUCUUCAGCCCUUGGCCCAGCAGGAGUUCUUCACCAAGCCCAAGUUCAGCCACCUCAUUGAGCCCGAUGACUGCCUCACCGCUCCCUGCGAUGUCAUAAGCCUGGACAUGUACACUCUGCAAGUCAAAGACCUGGAGGAAAUGAAGGGUCAGUUUCAUUUUUCUGCUGAAAAGUCUGGUGUGUUCCAUGGAUUCACCGCCUGGUUCACUGUUCAUUUCAAGAGCCUGGAGACAGGAGGCGCAACCGUGGAGCUGAACACCGGACCUUACUCUGAGCCGACACACUGGAAGCAGACCCUUUUCAUGUUAGACAGGCCAGUUAGUGUGUAUGCCGGAGACUCCAUCAGUGGAACCGUGGUCCUGCGCAGGAACCCUGUGUGGAGACGCCACAUGACUGUUACCUUGCAGUGGAACAUCAACAGCAGUGCAGAGGACACAGACAACUGCCAGGUUGGGACAAAGAGUUUCCCCAUGUGGAGGUGACAGAUUCUCCAUCAGCGGUGGACAUCCACAGAAAAACAGUCAUCAGACAGUGUGACAGGGUCAUGAGGCAUCAGCUGUCAGCUGCUGCUGACCUGGACGGAAGUCGACUGUCAUAUUACAGUGAAAGUCAUGGCCAGAGGAAGCUCAGCAGGCUGGACAUGUAGUCUGAUAGUGUUAAACCUGAUAACUGCAGGUCCAGGUGAUACAGCACACCACGAACCAGAGAAGAAGUAACAUGCUAUGAAUGACCUGUGGACAUUACUGUUACUUUGACUUGAAUGCUCAUUGGGCUAAGGGGAAAAAGUGUCUUUGUAUAAGUGUUGUUUCAGCAACAGAUCACUGAAAUGACAAACAGUUUUAACAGAUAUUUGUGGCCUCAAGGUGCAACAAAGUAAGAGUCCAGUCCUCCACAUUAAGCUUUUAUGUUUAUUUUUACUCCAUGUGCAUAUUGUUUUACAAUAGCCAUUUCAUUUACAUUGUUUGUACUUCCUAUGAGUGCUACACAUGCCAGCAGGCUUGUAUGGUUUUAAGAGAGCAACAGAUUAACCAUGACUUAUAAUGGUUAGCGGUACUAUACUUUUCCCCAUAUUCAAAGAUUAGAUUGAGCAAUAUACGCCACUGAAAUGUUAGUUACAAAUGUUUAUUAGCUUUGACAGCUAAAAUAUGCCUUAAAAACAACAUUGUCAAACUUAACAAAGAUAAUCAACAACAAUAAAAUUAAUUAAAUAACUGUACAAUUAGUAAACUCAUGUUGAUACAAUAUAUAAAUCACACAACAGUAUUUUGGGACUUUGUCCCUAUGUCUGAUAAUUUGCAAAUGGAAUUUUGUUAACACUUUAUAUUAAGGUACACAUAUUCACAAUUAAGUAAUUUCUUAUUAGCAUGCAUAUCAGAAGCAUAAUGGAUUUUUAUGUCAUUAUAAAGCUCUUCCUUUAUGCAGUUAAAAGACCAUUAACAGAGUUUUCUGUCAAUAACCUCAUUACUGCUUAUUGAUAGUAAGGAAAUUAUUAAAUGUUAUUACCCUAAGCCUAACCAACAGAAUAAGGCUUCAAUAAGUGCUUUAUUUUGACUAAUAAAGAGUCAAUAUGCUACUAAUAUAUAUGCUAACAAGCAACUAGUUAAUGGUGAAUAUGUGCACCUUAAUUUAAAAUGAGACCGUAACUUUUAGUUUGUUCUUCUGGUGGCAGGUGAGAUUUGAAAAGGACAUUAAACGCCACACUGCUGCUCUGCAUGUGUUCUUCUGUGCUGUG